AUGUACUUACUUGCACCUAUCUGCACCUGCAGCGCACAAGCAAGUGCCUACUACUCAGUCGUCAGCGCGAGUGCGUGCCCAUUCGUCGUAGGUGCCUCGAUCUCGACUGGGCAAGGCGAGACAUCCGGCACGUGGACUGCACAUGACGCUGGAAUCCGAGACGGCGACGAGGACGGCACGACGAGGUUUGCCUCUGCCGCUCGCGAGCAUGGCCUCGACGGCUUGGACGAUCAGUGCGAACCCCCGCGAUCGUCGGCCAACCUCAUGCCGUGGCCAGGCACGGGCGACGAUGGAUGGCCAGCUGUUCGUGCCCUCUUCGUGCGCUGCGUGUGCCCUGUUUGUGGACCCUCGGCCUUGAGACAACAGAUUCCAGCCAGCUGCGGUGCGGGCGACACGACUCCACCACGUCCCCGUCGUGAGACAGCGGAAGGCAUUCCGCGGGAGCUGGAGUGCUGUGAGCUUACUUUGAUCGAUUCCCCUGGUUCCUGGUUCGCAGGCACACCAGGAGCGCUGUAA
Molecule: messenger RNA, 516 nt
Organism: Drechmeria coniospora
Lineage: Eukaryota; Fungi; Ascomycota; Sordariomycetes; Hypocreales; Ophiocordycipitaceae
Exons: 3
Coding region: 1-516 (171 amino acids)
Source: RefSeq, a predicted model, not a curated record